UUAAACACAAAACAAAUAUAUAAUAUGUAUUUACAUUUUUACAAAAAUAUGUGUUAUCAAUACAAGAAGAAAAUUGUUAAUAAUGAUAUCACUUUGAAAUUGUUUAAAAUUAGUCUAAUACGAAAAACAUUGCAAUUAACAAGAAGUUUGUUAUUGUAUGAUAAAGCGUAGCAUUGUGUCCGUAAAGUGAUUACCAUUAAUAAAACAAAUAGUUAAAUGUUAUAAAAUAUUAUAAAAUUAAAUAGAGGAAAAAGAAGAUGACAAAUUAAUAAUUUUUAUACCAAAAUAAUGUAACAAUUUUAUUAUCAUGUAAUAAAUUUGUUUAUUCAUAAAGAAGGUACAUUAUAAUUUAAAUUAACUUCUCGUCUUGGAAAUUGACGAAAUUGCCAUAUCCCAGAAAAAAAUCUACAUUUAUUUAAAUUUUUAAUUACUUAACACUUCAAUUUUUAUAGAUAUAAUGAUCAAGGCUUUAGGAAAUUAAUCUAAAAAAAGAUUAAUAUUUUCACAUCCUCACAGAAAUUAAUAAAAAUCGACGUAUUAUGUAUAUAUAUAUAUAUAUUAAUAUGAAAAACGGAAUCGAAGAAACAUAUUUCCGUAAAAAAAUCACGAACUUGAAGAAAUAUUGCAAGUACGUGGAACUUUGAAAGAAUUAUGUUGAAAAAUAAAGAAUGUUAUAAAAAUUGUUGUCCUUAAUAUCAAACCAAGUUAUUUAUCAAAUCACCCAUGCAUAUAUUAAAUUAUUAGAAGAAUAUUAUCACCACAUGCCUAAUCGAAUCGAUAGAACACGAAAUAUAGGAAGAUGAUAUAAAAUCAGAUAGAAUUAUAUAGUUACAUAUUAUAAUAUAUAAAAACUUUACUUGAAUAAAAAAUUAUUAACUUUCUUAGUGUACGCGGAAGUAUUUCACAUAUGUUAAAAUGUCGAUUCACGAUAACAAAAAUGACAUUCAUUAAGAAUUUAAAAAUAAUUACUUUAAUGGUAUAAUUUAAAAAAUAAUAUAUGACAAACAUAAGGAAGUUUUUAACAAGUUAAAUACAUGACAAUAUAUUUCUUUAGGAAUACUUCAUUCACAUAAGUUGAUCUUACUUAAAGUGAAGGAGUCGUUCAUCAUUUCUUAAUAGCUUAGUAUUUUCAUAUAUCAAGUCGUAUUGCGCUUAACUGUAACAAUGCGGGUGCUGUACGUAUUUCUAUUGUCAAUUCUCAUCGGAUGUGUUUUUGGACGAACAAUUAAUGAUAUAAAUUCAGAAGGAUUGUCCAAUGAAUCUAUUAGUUCAAGUGAGGAAUCACUAAAUAAAGAAACCUCAGAAUUAAGUAACGAAGAAUCAGAAAGAUGCAAACCAACUACUGGUACUUCUACUAUUGGUGGCUACAUGUUGCCUGGCAGUUCAAUUGGCGGACUCAGUAGUGGAAUAUUGUCAAACAGCAUAAUAGGAAGAUUUAUACAUCGCAUAGCUUCUUGGAUUUUAUGAUUGAUUUUUAAAUAAAAAAAUAAAAGAAAUAUCAUGAGGAACAACUUCUGUCAACAUUAUAAUGCAUUACACUUUAUCUAUGGCACAAUUAUUACUUUAUCUAUAAAAACUGCACUUAUUACUUAUAUUUUAUUGAUCUUUAGUAUAUAACCUUUUAGAUAAACACACUAAAUUUUUUAAUUAUUAAAAAAAAUUAUGAAAAUGCAUUUUUACAUAUAUAAUAAAUAAAUAAUAUAUUAAACAAUUAUUAU
Messenger RNA from Monomorium pharaonis (pharaoh ant), 1718 nucleotides. RefSeq lists its product as uncharacterized. The transcript is spliced from 5 exons. The record is from RefSeq and is a predicted model, not a curated record. NCBI's taxonomy places the organism in Eukaryota, Metazoa, Arthropoda, Insecta, Hymenoptera, Formicidae. The coding region runs from base 1165 to 1467 and encodes 100 amino acids.